Messenger RNA from Physcomitrium patens, 3872 nucleotides. NCBI's taxonomy places the organism in Eukaryota, Viridiplantae, Streptophyta, Bryopsida, Funariales, Funariaceae. The record is from RefSeq and is a predicted model, not a curated record.
UUCACACAAUCUUUGAUAAUUUUUCAAUCUAAUAAAAGUGGUGAUUCUAUAUAAAAAUCAAACAUUCACUCAUUAUUUUUUUAAACAUUGUUCAAUUAUUCACAUAUUACAUCAAAACAUAUAUCUAAUGGCAUCCAUGUAAGACUCUUAAUAAACUCUUAAUAAGACUCUUAAUAAAUAAACUGCUUCUCUUUUCUCAAUUAAAUAAUAUAUUGUUUGAAAAAUUAGUAAUAAUAUCGAAAAUUAUUAGUAAAAAAAAAUGAAAAAUUGAACUGACUGUUUUCUAAAGUAGUUGACUCCCAUUGCAAAUGUCCCUCUAAAGGAGCGAACCAGGACUCCUUCACAAAUGAAUGUGCCUCGCGGCACCCAGUGCGGCUCCUCAGGGCACCUCGCGUCUACCUGCGUCUCCGAAGCGUGCUGCAACUCCACGCUAGGACGCCGCCGCCGCAUCCCGGCGAUUCUUUGUUAUCCCUGGAGCCCGACAUGGAUUCUCACCACGCCUGCUAAUUUCACAUCGAUAUCGCCGAGAAAUUCGUCAGCAUCACGCACUGACUCAACGAGGAUUGGCAUAGUUGGCUGCCAUCCUGCAUCUCGAUUCACAGGGUCCGGUUCUAUCAACAUGGUUGCCAGUUUCAUCAACUUGGGCAGAGUUUAUUUCCUCACAUAGUUAUCGGUGAAGUGUUGAUUGUAGUCUACUAGGGCUACCAGCAGUCGCAACGCAACAGAUCAAGGUUUUCACAUCUCACCCCCACCUUGCAAGUUAUGGGGGAGUAGAGCGGCGGGUUGUGCCUGUGGGGACAGUGAGCGUGCAGUCUCAUUCAGUGGGAAGUGCUGAAGAAACACAGAUUUGGAUCUAAGUGCAACCAGCUGGUUUCCACACAGAUCUUAGUUGCCUUCUGAUGGUGCCGUGUGGUAGAAGAUAGUGUAAGAUUCGCAAAGUUGCAAUAGUAUUCCAUGGUGGGACUUUAAGCUCAAUGGAAACUUCCCCGUCUACAGUUAAUCGUAGAUCCUGUGGCCUGCAUGGUCGAUGGUCGUCUUUUUCGACAAGAAUGGCGGGACAGGGCAGAUGGGGCAGUUCGUAGGAGGUGUGUAGCUGGAUGUGUAGAUUGAUAGGCCUUUGAAUAAGGUUUUCUGGGGACAGCUCUUGUACUCGUAUGGGUGCUCGGACGGGCACCUCCACGGGUAGUGGUGAAUGUAUGUGGUUUGUUCCGGAUGUGCAAAUCUGCAACAAAUCCGGAGAGUGCGUGUCUGUUGUUAGUUGGUAGCAUGCAUGCGUCUUCAUUGGAAUGAAUCCAAACGCUUGAAAUGUUCUGUGCGAGAAUGGAACAAGGAGUUGUGACUUGUGGGAAUCAGAGGGAUUGUUCGAUCACCUGAAUGGCUUCUCAUGGUCUGGUGGAGGUGGGUGGAUAGGCCUCGGCACGUACUCAUUUACAUAUUCGGUAGUUCCAGUCUUGCCGCCCUCGCAGAACGGAAUUACUGACAUUUUGAGGCGAUCUGGUUGCUUCCAUGCUGGCCACCUUGGGCAGUUGCGCGUCCCGCAUGUGCAAAUCGUGCACGUGCAAACUUUCCUUGAACCCUGCUGGAAUGGGGGAGGCACAUACACGACCAUUGUGAAUCUGGAGUGUGAGAAUGGAGAUGAUUCAUGAUUGUAUGUAGCCACACCAUGACGCGGUGUCCGUGGGCCGAGGACGAAUGAAUGUACAUGAGCAACUAGAAGCGACAUUGCACAUUAUUCUCAAACUCUAAAAAUCAAGCAAAUGUUUCUAAACUCUCCUCUCAGGGAGACAAAAGAGUUCCAAAUCCUGAUCUGCUUGCUUCAUUAACCUCCACCAAAUGCAUCGUUAUACCUUUAAUAUCUUAAUCCGCACCUCAUACUCCUAAUAUCUUUAGAAUAGGUCUGUUUGAAAUGAAGAUUCUUACCAUUUAUAAGUUUUUUUUUUUUUUUUUUUUUUUUUUUUUUGUUCGCAAAUCCUGUGAAGGAGUAGGCAAGUGUGCAGAGAUGAAGAGCUCAACGGUCGGCAGCAGAUCAUGACCUUGUUUUGGCAGGUGGAAGCAUUUGGUGGAGAUGUGGUAGAGUAACUAAGAGCUCGAUGCCUGUCCUCAACGCAUUUUGAUCGAGAGGGUUGCGUGCUUUGUGGUCUGCAAGAGUAGAUGCUGUAUGAUGUGUGCUUUCACUUACAUCUCUGCAACUGUUCGAGAGAAGAAGAUAGAUUCUAGGUUUUGUGAAGCAUGUGAUGGACACGGUGUGACUUGAGGACGGAGGCGACAAACCUCUUUGACGAGCCACUUGAAUUUUGGACGAUGAUGUCUAUGUGGUUUUAGCACAGGUUUUAGCAGGAUAUUCUGCCUUCGAGCUGAGGGCGAGGAUUUACCUGUUUGACGCAGGAGUUGCAGUACAAGUUUAUCGCAAAUACCCAGUUCGAAAAUCCUAAUUAGGAAGCUUCUAGAUCUAGAAGAUUCUCAUUUCGGUCACAAUUGUAUCAAUCGUUUUUCUAGCUACAGUUGAGAGCCUCCUAUCGUGCUCUUUGUUCCUUGAUUGCUUGGAAAUGUUGAUCAGAGAAGGUCUACUCUGUCUGUGAAGUUUCAGGACUCGCUAUGGCUCUCCAUACAGUAGGUCAAAUGAGUUUGGAUGGAGCUUGGAAGAGCUCUAUCACUGCGUGGCCUGGAUCCAGCACCAUUUCCUCGAAGACUUUGAAAGUGGGCUUCCCUCGACAGGUUUCUUCCUCUUCCACACCCACACCCACAGGUUUUCGAUUAUCGUGUGUCGAGGGAGUUGAGUUGCCAAACAAGAAGCGCAUUGAGACAGCGCUGCAGUCUAUCCACGGAGUAGGGAAAACAACGGCGCGGCAAAUCUUGCUAACCAUAGGACUGGAGAAUAAGGUCACAUCGGAGCUGUCUGAAUUGGAGCUUACAAAAAUCCGUGAGGAGCUUUCGAACUACAUGAUCGAGGGAAAAUUGCGACGAUUCAAUGCAUUAAAUAUACAGCGAUUGGUUGACAUUCAAUGCUACCGAGGGCGACGACACCGUGCCGGGUUACCUGUCAGAGGACAAAGAACCAAAUGCAACGCACGAACAAGGAAGAGGGCCGUCUUAGGGAAGAAGAGGGUCGUUGCUGGGAAGAAAAAGACUACUAAAAGAUGAGUGAUCAGAGGAGCUACCUGCCAUGUAUGAUUUACACUAGCGUUUGCUCGUGUUGGUGACAAGGCCGCCACUGCUUUUGGCUUCCGAACAGGUGCACUUUUCGAUGUAAAUAACAUGCCCAUAUUUCUUAAGCGGUGUCACAAAGGUUCUGGAUUAUUGGAGAUUGCUGGUUUUAGAGGUUAAUCGUUAUGGACAGGAAUGGCAUGCAGACUAAAAUAUGCAACAGUUGACCCUUUGAGCUUAUGAAACCAUGCCAGCUAACAGUUCAUGGAAGGUUGAUAGAUCGUAGUCUAGGGCAGUUCCUCGAGUCUUAGCUAAAGUAUACGCGAGCAAUAAAAAAAUUCAGUAAUGUCAGCAUUUUCAUUUUUAGUUGCAUUACUUAGAUGAAGACGAUGACCCAAUAUUGGGAACAGGAAAUGGAUAUAAUGAAGCACAAGAGUGGCGACAACAAUCUAGGGUCUUGACUCCAGGACCUUGAACAAUUCCUGAGAAUUUUGAUAACUCUUUAGACACUCUUUAGCCAAGGCUAAAAUUUAGUUGAAGUGAGUUUUAGUACAGAUCUUACAGAUGUGGGUGUUGAGGCCCCUGUCUCAUCAAUGCAAGCUAUAAGCUGACAGUUGAUCCGUUUGAUGGAUGUCAUUUUUGCAUCAGCUUAGUAAUCAUGCAUAUUAGCUACACCAGCAUUGGAGCUUCCAUCAUAGUUGAUAUCUCAAACCUUCUAUUCUAUGGUA